This is a messenger RNA of Drosophila virilis, 5682 nucleotides long. It is a transcript of the gene Liprin-gamma, whose product is annotated as liprin protein kazrin. Gene Ontology annotation, molecular function: protein binding. Lineage: Eukaryota; Metazoa; Arthropoda; Insecta; Diptera; Drosophilidae. The record is from RefSeq and is a predicted model, not a curated record.
UUUGCCAGUUUGACGAAAGACGUUCGCGAGUGCGGUAACGGUAAACCCAAAAACGAACAGUAAACAAAAAUAAAUGUCGCUGUCUGUCGCAAAGGCGCAGGGGGUUGAAAUUGAAAUUAACAUUGCAUCAGCAUAAGGCGCAAUAACUUUUCUGCAAAAAGUGUUCGAAGUGUAGUGAGGAUAUACUCUCUAAACAUAUAAAUAAUAAUUACAACAUUAUUAUCAUCUAUGUCUGUAUGUAUGUAUGUCUGUUGGUGCAAGUGCAAAGUUAAAUAAAAAAAUCAAAUAAACUGCAACAUUAAACACACACAACGUACACUGUGCAGUUUGCGGGCUAGCUGUGACUUAAACACGCCGUGUUGCGCCUCUAUCCAAGGGUGAACGGGAGCGUUCCAGCCACCCUCGCCCACCCUCGGCCGCCUUGAAUAAACUUUCAUCCCAAUCGUGUGCUGUGAAAAUCACACAACAAAAACAAGCGCAGAGUUUUAGUUUUUAUUCGCACAGCCAUUUGCUUAGUGCCACAGCAAAGCCGCGGGCGUGGCGUCCACGGAAACGGACACGGACACGGCUAGGGACGCGGCGACAGACGCUCGCACACACAAACACACACACACACACACGCGGAGACAGUAGCGGCAGUUGCAACGGGACCAUUUCAAUUUUUUGUCUCUCGUUUUCGUCGUGUGUUAAUUUGUCCUGCAUUUGCAGCAACUGUGAAAAAUAACUGCGCAAAGUUUUACUUUCGCUCGUGGAAAAUAUUUGAUGCAUUCGCAGUCGACGGCUACUGAAAACGAAAAUCAUCAAACGAAAAGUUGAGCAAUUAAGGGAUUAAAAGCAAGGAUUCGAACUGGGACAGAGGAAAACAUCAUCAUCGGAAUCAGCGGCCAACAUCUGUGGCAUAUCGGGUGUGUGUCUCUCUCUCUGUCUCCCCCACUCUGUGUACGUAUUUCCUCGGGUCUGUUUGUAAUGGUAGUCAGAAUGUUAGAGCGGGCUGCGCAUGGUGCAAAUUGUGGCAGUUGAAAUACUUGCGGUCGGGCGCAGCACACUUGUACAUUCGUAUUCAAUAUCUGGGCAACUAGCAACUAGCAUAGAGCGACUGCGACUGGGACAGACACAGGCACUGGCUCUGGCUCUCGGGCACUAGGACUGGGAGCGCUUCAGUUGUGUGUGAGGUAUGCAAAUAAACGGUCUGGCUGCCGGACCAACCAUGGCCGCAUCAGAGCCACCAGAGCCGCCGCCACGCAAUCCGGAUCGCAUAAAUGCCUCGCUGCACAAGCUCGGCGAAUCCAAAAUUGUCAAGUCACUGGACUCGAGUGUGGGUGCGCUCAAAGAGAAGUCCGUCAACAACAACAAGCCCGUUAAGCCGGUGCUUUCCUUGGACAACAGCAGCAGCAGCUGCAUCAACCAGGCGGCUGGUGGAGGCAUCGCCUCCUCGACCUCAUCGGCAGGCGCAGCGCCAUCCGCAUUAAAGCAGAACAGCCUACUGGCAGGCAAACGGGAACUGACACCCUCUGCCUCCGAUACCAGCAGCAGCUCCCCGGCCAGCUCGAAUGGGAGCAAUCAGACGCUCACGCCACCCAUGACCAUCGACAACCAGAAUCGCCUGGCCGCCAAGGGCGACACAUUGGGACAAGCACAAGCUGCGGUGAUUGGGAUUGGGAUUGGUCUACCACAGUCGCAAUUAGUGAAUGGCAGCAGCGCCAACUCCGGCACCACAAUAUCCACGGCAGCCAUGAUCCAUGCGAAUAACUCAAAUUUGAUUGCCGCCGGUCACUUGGCCCAGGUCAACGCCAGCGGCAGCCAGCUCAACGCCGUCGACAAGAGAAAUGCGAAUGAUGUUUGCUCGAUUGUGAAAUUAAUGGAACCGGAGCUGGCAGCGGUCGGCGCAGCCUCAUUACCUACCAUAUCGAAGACAAUGAAAGUUAAAUCCGCAACGGCAAUGCCCGUACCCAUGCCCACGGCCGUGCUGAAGCCGUUGGCAUCCCCAACGUCCUGCUCACCGACAUCGGCUGCAUCCGCCGCGCUGCUGAUGCUAGAGGCAAGCACCACAAGCCAACACAUAAACUCGAACAGCAUUCCUGAUGGCAAUCGCAAUGACGAGUCAAAGUUCAUAUUUCGUCCAGAGACAGCCAUGAAGCUGCGCGAGGAGAACGAACGUUUGAAUGCGGAGCUGUUCCGCCUGCGCCGGCUGCUCGAGCAUUCGACGGACGGAGCCGUAGGUGGUGCUGAACCAGGCGCCGCCGACCUGGAUGCAGCCCAGCCAUCUGCGUCGCAGGAGCGCGUAGAACGGCUGGAAACGGAGCUGCGUAGCGUGAAAAAUCAGUUGCUGACCAUGCGGCUGGAACGUAAGAAACUGCGCACCGACAAAUCCGAUCUCUUGGGCCAGGUGAAACAGUUGUGCGCCUCGCUGCAGGAGAAGGAGCAGGAGUUGCGCGACUUUAUACGCAACUAUCAGGAGCGUGUGCGCGAGACAGAGUCAACCAAUGCCAAGAUCUCGGGCGAUCGUGACCGUGAGCGCUUCCAGCUGCUGAAGCAGGCGCGCGACGAGGCCGAGCGCUCACUCGCACUGGCCCAGCAGCUAUCGGCGCGCGAUCUUCAGCUGCAGCGGCUGCAGGAACAGCUGCAAGAGGCGCGACGCCAGCUGACGGGCUGCUUAUCCGACCAGGAGAGCCUGCAUUCAUUCGCACCAUUGACGCCACCAUCGGCUGCGUCCGGCAUGCUCAGCCAGAUGGCCGGCGGUUCAGGUCUAGCGGGCAACCUGAGCGGCCUGCGUGGCACAGCCGAGGACAGUGGCCGUGGCAACUCGAACUCAUUGUCGGCGUUUAGCGGCAGCCUCAGUGGUGGCUCCGGCGCCACAGUCGGAGAUCGCAACUCCUGCUCCAAUGACUCGGGCCUACGGAAUAGCAGCGAUCGCGAGAGCACCGGCGGGGAGCUCAACUUCAGCGACGGCACCUGCGACAACGGGCCCUGCAUCACCGUCGAUCCGGACAGCAUCUCUCUAGUCUCCAGCCAGAACAUGUACCAAUUUGGCACGCCCAAGGAACGCAGUCCUACACUCUCACCUCUGAACUCGGGCGCCUAUUCCAGAUCCGUGGAGCAGCUCUCGCCGGAUGCCGAGGGACCAGGCGGAGCUGGCGCCAUAACUCGCAAGUUUGGUAACAAAAGCGGACCGUUGGGCGCACGAAAUGGACGCGGCGGCACCUGGGGCAGCAUCUCGCGCGUCUUUGCACGCUCCCGUAACAAGAGCAAGGCCAUGUCCGCCGAUGGAGUGACCGAGUACAGCGACUACUCAUGGAAUCCACUAUCCGAGGAGGGCUAUGCCGAAAAGCUGCGACUGCUACGUGAGGCAUCCCAGCUGCCCAUAGAACGCUGGCGGGCCACACAGGUGCUGGCCUGGUUGGAGGUGGCGCUGGGCAUGCCACAAUAUAGCGCACGCUGUGCGGAGAACGUGAAGAGCGGCAAGGUGCUGCUCGAGCUGAACGACGUUGAGCUCGAGGCCGGCUUGGGUUUGGGCCAUCCCAUGCAUCGCAAGAAGUUGCGCCUGGCCAUUGAGGAGCAGCGACGUCCAGAGCUGGUGCGCUAUCCACUGAUCACACAACUGGGUCACACUUGGGUUGCCACCGAGUGGCUGCCGGACAUCGGAUUGCCGCAGUAUGCUGAGCCCUUCCUGCAGUCGCUGGUGGAUGCCCGCAUGCUGGACACCCUGUCCAAGAAGGAGCUGGAAAAGUUUCUCGGUGUGACGCGAAAAUUCCAUCAGGCCAGCAUUGUACAUGGCAUUCACGUGUUGCGCAUUGUCAAAUAUGACCGUCAGACGCUGGCCAUGCGACGGGUGCAAUCGGAGACUGUCGAUACGGAUCCCAUUGUCUGGACUAACCAACGCUUCAUACGCUGGGUGCGCUCCAUUGACCUGGGCGAGUACGCGGACAACCUGAAGGAUAGCGGCGUCCAUGGCGGACUUGUUGUGCUGGAGCCAUCCUUUUCGGGCGAUACCAUGGCUACGGCGCUGGGCAUUCCCCCAUCAAAGAACAUAAUACGACGACAUCUUAAUACGGAAUUUGAUGCCCUCAUCCUGCCCGCAAGAGCAACUUUGGGUCAAGGCAUUCGUUCCGGUUGCGGCAUAGUGCCCCUAACUGGACCCGGCGGACUGCAGCACUAUGCCACAACAGAUCGGCGAUCGAGUGGCAACUUGCGGAUUUCGGCAUGGAAAGGAUCUCAGAGCUCUCUUUCAAAAGCCUUUCGGUUCAACAGCAAACCCCAUCGUGCCGGCGAUCGCAGCUCCUUCGGAAACUCCACCUCCCCAACGCCAUCGUACAGCAGCAGCGAGGGCGGCGGUGGAGGAAUAUACGCUACAAUAGGUCCGCAGCAAAUGCUGUCGCAUCACCAUCAUCCUUCCCAUCAUUUCCUACCGCCGCCCACAACCGCACCGCCACCGCCGCCACCAAGCUCUGGCAGCUCCAAUUACGGCCCACCCGGGCAUCGUGUGAGUGCCCCACCCGUUGGCAGCAUCCUAGAUCCCAACGGGCUGGACAGCCACCUGCUCUACGAGCAGAAUAGUCGACGGGUGAAGAGCAUCAGCGACAUUGGGGUGGCAGCCAGCGGCAGCAUGGGUGCCUGCAGUCUGGGUGGCAUAUCCGCAUCAUCAGACUCUCCUGAAUGAACAUCUGAUUGCAGCUAACAUAUUCCCUUUAUAUGAUCGGAACCAGCUAAUCGGUAUAUCAUAUAAAAUAUUAUUUCACCUAUUUCCCUUACGCCUCAUCUGGCAUUCCAAAGUGAUAAGUUAAGAGUGAACAAACCAAAGUUUAGCGAUAGUAAUUUGAAAAGGAUGCGAUUAGAUUCAACUCAACACCCACCUCAAAGAAAUUACGUUACAUUCCACAAGAUACAAACACACAACCACUAAGCAUAUUUGAUUAAAUCAGAUUGAGGUAAACUACAGAACAGAAAACUUGAAUAUUUAUUGAAUAUAUAUGUGAAAACAUAUAGGAUAAGUUCUAUGCACGCAAUUAAGAGAAAACAUUUAAUUAAUUGAAUUAAUUAACCACAGAGCAUUCGGGCCAUUUGCCCGGAAAACAAGCUCCAACUAAAAACAAUUUAACUUUAUUAUAGCCUAAUCAAAUCGUAUGUAAUUGUACAUUUUUUUUUUAAAUGAAUUUCAUUUAAUACUCGACCACAAUUGCUGUGAGGCGAGUGGGCAAUAUAUUUAAAUGUCAGCGGAGAUUGGAUUUGAAAUAAUACCCUUAAGCGUAAUUGCAAUUUAGAUAAAUUGAAAUUAUUAUUUUGUAAGCGCCCAACCAAACUAUCGUGUAGCUAAGCAAAUGUGAAACCACCCCCAGAAUAAAUCAAUUUUGCAAAAGUGCAGUAUUGUGCAAAUUGUAAAUGGCUAUUAAUAUAGGUCUAGGUAAUAUAAAUAAAUAUAUGUAUUAAUCACAUGUGUAUGUACUUUUCAACAGAAUUAAUUGAGACUAACAAAUCACAGCAAACGUAAUCCGCAAUAGUCAUACUGUUAAACUUUUCCAAAAUAUAACUGAAAUAUCUUUCCUACCAUUACGACAACUGAAACAUAUAUUGUAUCAAUAAUAUGAGAUGUUUACUUUUAAGCAGACCAAUUUAAUUCUAGAUUUACAAUUACAAGCCGAUAAUAUAAACGAAUAAAUUAAUGAUCAAAAACCUCGAUUGUCAAAA